CGGUGGCAUUCGUUGUUUGACUUGUUUCGUUUUGGCGUUUCUCUCUCUCUCUCACUCGACCCUUCGAUUUCCGAUCGCAAAUCUCCGAUCUCCGGCUUGGAUUCUCUGUUUCCCCCCGGAGAGGCUUCCUCGUAGCGAUGAAGAAAGGUCUCGAAGUCUUCGAUUUCAACGAAGAGGACGAGCUCGCCGAGUCCGCUUCUGGAAAGUUGCUGGAAAAAUUCACAAACCCUAGCCCGUCCAUUUCUCCGGUUCUUCAACGCCAACGAGUCCAAAGCGUUUGCCAAGACAAAUCUGCUCAGAAAGAAGAGCUGGAAGGUGCAAGCUGUGCAGAGGCUGCUACUUCUGUAGUCGAUGGUCAUUGUGAAGAUGCUCCUGCUUUAGUAACAGAAGCUGAGGAGUCCACCAGAGAUCAUUUGAUGGAGACAGAUGUGGAUCAUGAUAAUCAGGGAUUGAUGUUUGGUUUGAAUACUGAAGACCAUGUUAAAGAAACAGAUGUAGAUCACGGACGGGGAAGUUACUCUUGCCAGCCAAGCGCGAAAAGUUUCUACGCCGAAACUUCGUCUUAUAGUCAACCCCAGCUGGACUCGCCCCUUUCGGAUUCUUCGUCCAGUGAGGAGCAAACUGAUAUGAUGUCAGCUAUUGAUGAAAGUUUGAGUGAUCGAUCCGCAUUGAGUGAUGCUUCUGAUUCGGAAGGUGAUGAAGAUUGGGUGGAUGAACGUUGCUCGGAUGAUAUUGAAAAGAUUGACAGAAGCACGACUGUUAUCAUGAUUCCAGAGUAUGUUGUACUUAAGGAUAUGCCUUGUGCUGCAUCUCUGGUAAUCUUUUCAUGCAAUGGCAUCAAAAUAAAGAGUUACCUUGAAAAUAAUGAAGACGGGCCAAAAUGUGAAUUUGGAGUUGAAGACAUAGUUAGUAUUCAGUACAAUUGGUACCAAAAUGUUGGACUGAUCAUUCUCAGAAUUCGAGUUGUAUUAAAGGAUGAAAAAUGCCAGGAAGAUAUGCAACAGACCACAGAUAUUGAGGAGUUAAAGUUUGCAGUUAAAGAACACAAUUGGCCUGAGAAACAACGACAAAUCAACUUGCUGCAUGUGAAAUACCCGGCUGUAUGGAGCGCUGACCUCGAUGAUGACGUGGAAGUAUCAGGGGAAAACUUGCAUCAACAGAAGCGUUAUUUUCCACGCUUUGAUGAACCAUUUGACGAAGUUAUCUAUCCAAAGGGAGAUCCAGAUGCUGUUUCCAUUUGCAAAAGGGAUGUUGAGCUCUUGCAGCCAGAGACAUUUGUAAAUGACACAAUCAUUGACUUCUAUAUUAAUUAUUUGAAGAAUCAAAUUCAACCGGAGGAAAGACAGAGACUCCAUUUCUUCAACAGCUUUUUCUUCCGUAAACUUGCUGAUCUCGACAAAGAUCCAUCGAGUAUAGCUGAUGGAAAGGCUGCUUUUCUACGCGUCCGGAAAUGGACAAGGAAGGUGGACAUGUUUGGGAAGGACUACAUUUUUGUGCCGGUGAACUUUAAUCUUCACUGGAGUUUGAUAAUCAUAUGUCAUCCUGGUGAAGUGGCUAACUGUACAGAUUUGGACUUCGAUGACUCCACAAAAGUACCGUGCAUAUUACAUAUGGAUUCUAUAAAAGGGAGUCAUGCUGGGCUUAAGAAUCUAGUCCAAAGUUACUUGUGCGAGGAAUGGAAGGAGAGGCAUAAGGAGACAUCAGAUGAUAUUUCUUCCAGAUUCAUGGAUUUGCGUUUUGUUUCACUUGAGCUGCCACAGCAAGAAAACUCAUAUGACUGUGGCCUCUUUCUGCUGCACUAUCUGGAGCUAUUUCUUGCUGAAGCUCCCCAGAAUUUUAGUCCUUUCAAGAUAUAUAAUGCUUCCAACUUUCUCUAUUUGAACUGGUUCCCUCCUGCCGAGGCCUCAUUGAAGCGUACUCUAAUUGAGAAGUUAAUUUUCGAACUCCUUGAAAACCGUUCACGGGAAGUUAAUAGUGAACAGAACCAGUCGUGCAAAAGUCAAAUGCCCCUUAAUAACAAUACGGGAAUCGAGGUUCUCUCUGGGAGAGGGGGUGUAGAUCGUAAUGGGAGUAUGACACAGACGCAAGACGACCAGGGAAUUGAAAUGACUUUGCUUGAAAGAUCUUCCAUGAGGAACAUGCAAGCUGUUGAUGAUUCCGGUAUGGUUCUGAGGGAUUUAUUCGAUUCAGGAGCCAACAACACAGGAUCAUUACUUGGACAACUACAACAAACAUUCGAGGAACCAUCUUCAUUUUAUCAUCUGGGUAACAACUCAUCGGCAACAGAGCAAGUAGAUAUGGAGACUGGUGAACAGUUUAUGUGUCUGAACUCUGGAGAGGGAAACUUUCAACGCAUCACUGGAACUGCACCUCCGAGAGAAUCUCCAUGGAACCUCAGUAUGAUGCCGGUGCAGAAGGAAAGUGAAGCUGAUUCGUUAUCUGAAACCUCAAAAAGUAGUUCUAGUGAUUCAGAAGAUAUUUGUAUCAUUGAAGACUUCCCAAUCCCAAUGGAAAGUUUGUAUGAAGAAGAAACCGGCGAGAGUCCACCAAGAGAGGCUGUCUCUUUAUUUUCUGUAACCCUGGGUCCUAGCACUGACCACAACACCGAGAAUGAAGAGCUCGCAUCUACUCACGACGAGCUUGUGGUUGUGUCGAGUCAAGAUGACAGAGACGAGGCGAAGCAAUUUGAGAAUGAUCUUGGAAUUGGUGACAAGACGAGUGAUGAUCUUGAAACUGGGGACAAGACGAGUGAUGAUCUUGAAACUGGGGACAAGUCGAGUGAUGCUCUUGAAACUGGGGACAAGAGGAUUGAUGAUCUUGAAACUGAGGAUAAGCCGAGUGAAGAUCUUGGGAUAGUGGACAAGUCGAGUGGUGAUAGUGGAACUGGGGACAAGACGAUUGAACAUCUUGGAACUCCAGACAAGCUGAAUGAAGAACUUGAAGUAAAGGAAUUGACGAGUGAAGAUCUUGGAAUUGAGGAAAAGCCGAUUGAAGAUCUUGGAACUGAGGUCAAGGCGAAUGAAGAUGUUGGGGAUGACUGUGAUCAGAAGGAGAAAGAGCCAGUGGAGGAAGAAGAUGAGAAGCGAGCAGCGAAACGGCCAAGGCUAUCUUCCACAGACGAAGCUGAGGAAAUGGAGGAAUAG
This is a messenger RNA of Brassica oleracea var. oleracea, 3143 nucleotides long. Its product is annotated as probable ubiquitin-like-specific protease 2B. Bases 138 to 3143 code for a protein of 1001 amino acids. The record is from RefSeq and is a predicted model, not a curated record. NCBI's taxonomy places the organism in Eukaryota, Viridiplantae, Streptophyta, Magnoliopsida, Brassicales, Brassicaceae. Gene Ontology annotation, molecular function: cysteine-type peptidase activity. Gene Ontology annotation, biological process: proteolysis. The transcript has 16 exons.